AUGCAGAGAUCAUCGAACAGUUCCAGAGUGACUGAAGAGUUGUUCAAGAACGCAAGCACAGACACAGAUCAACAAGAACUUCCCACGUAUGAUCCACUUUCUCACAUUGGAAAGAAGGAAAAGUCUCGUCUCAGAUCUGCUGAGUAUGCAAUCCAUGUCAUCCCUCUCCUUCUUGUUCUCUGUGCCAUCAUCCUCUGGUUCUUCUCCAACUCCCCAGUCAAUCCUGGUGUUUAUACUACCUUCCCUGUGACCCUUUUGCCUAUUUCUAUCCUCUGUUCUGACCUGGGCUUUCAAAAAUCAGAUUUCUCAAUGCUACGGAGAGCCAAGGAUUUGAGAAUCGAUAACGUCGGCAAAGGUGUUAAUUCAUGGAACAGGUUGCUGGCUGGCUUUCCUCUUGGCCAAAAGAAGAAAAGAAGCGAAGGGCACUCCAAACAAUCUUCCGAAGGGCUCGGAUUGGAGCCUGGUGCCGGCGGCAAUUAUGGAGGAAGAUUGUGUGAUGUUCUCACAAGUCGUAACCUAUUACGAUCAACUCAAAAUGUGUCUAUUAGGGAGCAAGUAAUUGUGUUCUUACAAAUUGUAGGCCAAAACCAAAGAUUUCGGGUUAUUAGUGGUAUAUACUAUAGGUCUGUUGAAACUAUUCAUCGUUACUUUAGAAUUGUUUUAAAAGCAAUUCUUAAGUUAUACAAACACCUUAUUAAAGAUCCAGAGGAUACAGUUCCAGCAGAGAUAAUGAAUAAUAGAAGAUUCUAUCCUUAUUUUAAGGAGUGUGUGGGAGCAAUUGAUGGUACCCAUGUUCCUGCAAAUGUUCCUGUUGAGAUUCAAGGAAAGUUUCGAGGACGAAAAGAAGGAACAACACAAAAUGUUUUAGCAGCUAUAACUUUUGAUUUGAAGUUUAUAUAUGUUUUAGCUGGCUGGGAAGGAAGUGCCCAUGAUUCACGGGUUUUAGGUGAUGCAUUAUCAAGAUCUAAUGGUCUAAAAAUUCCAGAAGGGAAAUAUUAUCUUGGUGAUGCUGGUUACGGUAUUCGAAAAGGAAUCAUUUCUCCUUUUCGUGGAGUUCGAUAUCACUUGAAUGAGUUUACAGAACGUUCACCAGAAAAUAAAAAGGAGCUAUUUAAUCUUCGACACUCUUCAUUGAGAACCGCUAUUGAGCGAGGGUUUGACAUUUUGAAGAGUCGUUUUAGAUCAAUUGAUGGAAAAUCUUUUUGGUCUUAUGAAACACAAGUAGAUGUUGUGCUUGCAUGUUGUAUUAUUCAUAAUCACAUAAUGGGGGUUGAUCCUUAUGACUUUCUUAUGGAAGAAAUAUGUUCGGAUAAAAUGAGUUCCACACAGAAUGAAAAAUGCAAGGGCAAGCACUUCACAUGGUCUAAGCCUAUGUCUCACAUGUUGCUUGAGAUAUUAGCUGAGGAGGCACUUAAAGGAAGCAAACCUUCUUCCACCUUUAAAGCAGAAUCUUUUGUUAAGGUGGCUACAGAAAUCAGUCAAAAGUUCAAUGUGCAAUGCGAGCCUAAGCAUGUGGACAAUCAUCUCAAGACUGCACAUCCCAAUCAUGACAAGUAUCUCAACAAAAAACUUGAUAUGUAUGAGAUAAUGACAAUUGUUGUUGGAAAAGACAUGGCAACCGGGAAUUAUGCCAAAUCAUAUGUUGAUGUCAACUUGGAAGAGAACACUCAAGAUCAAUCAAUUUCAAUUGAAAAUGAAGGGGAAUAUGAAGAAACUUCUAAGGGAAAAGAGACAUCUUCCUCUAGUACGCAAAAGAGGCAACAUAGGAAGAGAAAUUGCAUGUAUGAAGAUGAUGGUGUUGAAAAGUUGUCUAAACAGAUUGGAGAUGUAGCACUUGCAAUUCAAAGCCUCAGCAAAAAUCAACUUGAUGUUAAUGCGUUGUAUGCGGAAGUGAUGAAAAUUGAAGGCUUUGAUGAGAUCACUCUUGGGGAGGCAUUUGAUCAUUUGGUCCAAAAUGAAAUGUUGGCAAAAGCAUUUAUGGCAAAAAAUGCUAAUUUGAGGAAAAUUUGGGUUCAGAAUUUUGUGAACCAACACUACUACAGGCCUGCUUGCUAA
This is a messenger RNA of Populus trichocarpa (black cottonwood), 2055 nucleotides long. RefSeq lists its product as uncharacterized. Lineage: Eukaryota; Viridiplantae; Streptophyta; Magnoliopsida; Malpighiales; Salicaceae. The transcript is spliced from 8 exons. The record is from RefSeq and is a predicted model, not a curated record. The coding region runs from base 1 to 2055 and encodes 684 amino acids.